Molecule: messenger RNA, 2217 nt
Organism: Solea senegalensis (Senegalese sole)
Lineage: Eukaryota; Metazoa; Chordata; Actinopteri; Pleuronectiformes; Soleidae
Gene: lcp1
Product: lymphocyte cytosolic protein 1 (L-plastin)
Exons: 16
Coding region: 166-2022 (618 amino acids)
Biological process (GO): actin filament bundle assembly; actin filament network formation
Cellular component (GO): actin filament bundle; actin filament; cytoplasm
Molecular function (GO): calcium ion binding; actin filament binding
Source: RefSeq, a predicted model, not a curated record
UCCUCAGACCUGUGAACACUGACUUCUGCAGUCUGUGGAGCAGCGAGCAGCUCAGCAGCCUCACACUGACCCGCUCAUCCACCGCGCUGCACCCCAGAACCUCUGAACCACAGCAGCUCUUCAUCACCUUCAUCCUCCUCACACUCUCAGGAUCAAACUUCAAACAUGGACCCAACUCACAUCUCUGCUGAGGACAUACAAGACCUGAGAGACGCCUUCAUGAAGAUAGACAUAAACAACGAUGGCUUCAUCAGCAAAGAUGAACUUAACGAACUCUUCAGAGCGGCUAAUCUCCCUCUGCCUGGAUACAAGGUCAGAGAGAUCGUCCAGGACCUGACCUGCAGCAGCCACACGCUGACCUUUGACCAGUUCACCCAGAUCGUUCACGGGUUAAAAAGCACUGAAGUUGCUAAAACGUUCAGAAAAGCCAUAAACAAGAAAGAAGGAAUCUGUAACGUGGCAGGAAGAUCAGAACAAACUGGAACACAACAUUCAUACUCAGAGGAGGAGAAAGUGGCGUUUGUGAACUGGAUCAACAAAGCUCUCGAGAAAGACUCCGACUGUAAACAUGUGGUUGCCAUGGAUCCAAAUAACGACGACCUGUUUGCGGCUGUGGGCGACGGAAUCAUCCUGUGUAAAAUGAUCAAUCUGUCCGUCCCUGACACCAUCGACGAGAGGACCAUCAACAAGAAGAAGCUCACGCCCUUCACCAUCCAGGAGAACCUGAACCUGGCUCUGAACUCCGCCUCUGCCAUUGGCUGCCAUGUGGUCAACAUCGGAGCUGAGGAUCUGAAGGAGGGCAGGCAGCACCUGGUCCUGGGUCUGCUGUGGCAGGUCAUCAAGAUCGGACUGUUCGCCGACAUCGAGCUCACCAAGAACGAAGCUCUGAUCGCUCUGCUGCGUGAUGGCGAGAGUCUGGAGGAUCUGAUGAAACUGUCUCCUGAGGAGCUGCUGCUGCGCUGGGCCAACUAUCACCUGGAAGAGGCGGGAAGUAACAAGAUCAACAACUUCAGCUCGGACAUCAAGGACUCCAGGGCGUACUAUCACCUGCUGAACCAGGUGUCUCCUAAAGGAGACGAGGAAGUCCCGCCCAUAGUCAUGGACCUGUCAGGACUGAGGGAGAAGGACGACCUGAAGAGGGCGGAGCUAAUGCUGGAGCAGGCGGAGCGUCUGGGCUGCAGACAGUUCGUGAUGCCUCCGGACGUCGUGAGAGGAAAUCCCAAACUCAACCUGGCCUUCGUCGCUAAUCUGUUCAACAAGUACCCGGCUCUAAAGAAACCCGAGAACCAGGACAUCGACUGGAGCUCCAUCGAAGGUGAAACCAGAGAAGAAAAAACCUUCAGGAACUGGAUGAACUCUCUGGGAGUAAAUCCUCGAGUCAAUCAUUUAUACACAGACAUCGAUGACGCUCUGGUGAUUUUCCAGUUGUACGAGAAGAUCAAGGUUCCUGUGGACUGGGAUCGAGUCAACAAGCCUCCAUAUUCUAAACUGGGCAGUAACAUGAAGAAGCUGGAGAACUGUAACUACGCCGUGGAGCUCGGGAAGAAGGAGGCCAAGUUCUCUCUGGUGGGCAUCGCGGGUCAGGACCUGAACGCCGGGAAUCGAACCCUCACCCUGGCUCUGCUGUGGCAGCUCAUGAGACGCUACACUCUGAACAUCCUGGAGGACCUGGGCGACGGACAGAAGGUGACGGACGACACCAUCGUGGCGUGGGUCAACGACACGCUGACGCAGGCCGGGAAAAAAACCAUCUCUGGCUUUAAGGACUCGUCCAUCAGCAGCAGUAUGCCGGUCCUGGACCUGAUCGACUCCAUCCAGUCUGGAUCGGUCAGAUACGACCUGCUGAAGACGGACGACCUCAGUGACGACGAGAAACUCAACAACGCAAAGUACGCCAUCUCCACAGCGAGGAAGAUAGGCGCCCGCGUGUACGCGCUGCCCGAGGACCUGGUAGAGGUCAAACCCAAGAUGGUGAUGACGGUGUUCGCCUGCCUGAUGGCACGCGGCAUGAAGAGGGUGUGAGAACGCCACGGGGGCGGGGCCACAGGGCUCGCUAAUCCCGCCGAGUCAAAGCUCAGGAGGUCGGAGCCACACAAUACUAAAGUUUAACUCGAUUGUUACAAUAAUCAGUCUUAAUCAAUAUCAUAACCAAACACCAAUGAUUCAUAUUUAUUGAUGAUUGAUUAUCAGUUUGAUUUCUGCCUCUUUUUUUAAAAA